Messenger RNA from Spinacia oleracea (spinach), 2269 nucleotides. Its product is annotated as serine/threonine-protein kinase MHK. The record is from RefSeq and is a predicted model, not a curated record. Gene Ontology annotation, molecular function: protein kinase activity; ATP binding. Bases 739 to 2049 code for a protein of 436 amino acids. Gene Ontology annotation, biological process: protein phosphorylation. Lineage: Eukaryota; Viridiplantae; Streptophyta; Magnoliopsida; Caryophyllales; Amaranthaceae. The transcript has 18 exons.
AGUAUUUUUUUCUCUCUUUUUUUUCUUUUUCUUUUCCUUUUCCUUUUCAUUACUAGUGUAUUCUUUUAAAAAAAAUAAAGAAAAUGAAUUUCUCUGGUUUCUUCUCCUUCAAUUUCUUCUGCGAAAUUUAAGCCAUACUCCAUUAGCAUUUAACCCCUCUCUCUCUCCCUCUUCUACAAGUGUCUUUCUUUCUCUCUCUCUCCUCACUUUCUCCCCCUCUCUUCACUUUCUCUCUCAUCUCCUCUUCUUCUUUACGAAGAAAUCGCUGGUACAUUGUUCAUGAUCCGAAUAAUCACAUUUAUUAUUUUCCUCUGAAAUUUUCCCUUUUCUGGGCUUUAAUUCGCAAAUUGUGAGAAUUCUUGGUGUCUCGCAUGGGACAGAGUAGAAGUAAAUGGAAACGGAACUUGAUAAGUGGGUUAUUUGCUUUUCUGUAAAGUAAACCAAUUUCGUGUUUAAGCGACUUUGUUUUCCUGCUGGUGGGUUUUAGAUGGUACCAGUUGAGUGAGGCAGCUCGUAGCGGCUGAAUCUAAGCAUGUUGAUAGAAUUUCCGUUGGAUUUUGUAAAUCUUUAUGAUGAGAAGCAGGUCUUCGACAAAAUUUUUCAUAGUGUGGUACAAUUGAACACUAGCCUUCAUAUACAAGCAAUUGACACAGACUUUGUUCCCAAAGAAAGCUAUGCCUGGAGGUUGUUAGAGGUCCAUUGACAGUUUUGUUUCGGGCGUGAUCCAAUUUUUUAAUAAUGGACAGAUAUAAACUUUUGAAAGAGCUUGGAGAUGGAACUUGUGGAACUGUAUAUAAGGCUGUCAAUAGAGAGAGUUAUGAGAUUGUUGCUGUCAAGAAAAUGAAGCGGAAGUACUAUUUUUGGGAAGAAUGUGUAAAUUUGAGGGAAGUGAAGUCUCUCCGUAGAAUGAGUCAUCCCAACAUCAUAAAGCUGAAAGAAGUAGUACGAGAAAAUAAUGAGCUGUUUUUUAUAUUUGAAUACAUGGAAUACAACCUUUAUCAAUUAAUGAAGGAGCGGCAUAGACCAUUUUCGGAACAGGAGAUAAGAAACCUUUUGACUCAGGUUCUUCAAGGACUGACACAUAUGCAUAGGAAUGGAUACUUUCAUCGGGAUCUAAAACCUGAGAAUCUUCUUGUUACAAAUGAUGUGAUCAAAAUUGCGGAUUUUGGACUCGCCAGAGAACUUUCAUCAAUGCCUCCUUAUACUGAUUAUGUUUCAACGCGCUGGUAUCGGGCCCCAGAAGUUCUGUUAAAGUCUUCAACCUAUACUCCUGCUAUUGAUAUGUGGGCUGUUGGUGCAGUGCUUGCCGAACUCUUCAACCUGUGUCCAAUCUUCCCUGGAGAAAGUGAAACAGACCAGCUGUACAAAAUAUGCUGUAUACUUGGUGCUCCAGAUUGGACUGUGUUUCCCGAAGCAAAGAACAUUACGCAAUUAAUCAAUAUUAGUUAUUCAGAGAUUUUGCCUGCGAAUCUGUCCGAAAUCAUACCAAAUGCUAGCUGGGAAGCUGUUGAUCUUAUUAGACAACUGUGUUCUUGGGAUCCACUUAAGAGGCCAACAGCAGAACAGGCUUUGCAACACCCAUUCUUCCAUGUUGCUUUGUCGGUGCCUCGUCCAAUUCACGACCCCUUUCAGAACAAGCCAGAGUAUACAAAAUCAAAGCCAAAUCUUGAACUAAACCUAUGGGACUUCGACAGCAAACCAGAUGAUUGUUUCCUCGGGUUGACAUUGGCUGUGAACCCUGGUGUUUCUGAUUUAGAGAUGGGACCUAGUGUACCUGGAAGCGCACGGCAGGAUAUAUAUUUUUGUUCCAGUUUCCAGGAUCAUCCACAGCAGUCAGUUUUCUGGUCACUUUUUUCACCUUGCCGAAAUGGCGUGCCUCAUCCAGUUGAUCCCUCAUUGUCACUUUCAUUCAGCAGUUCAAUUACACAACAACCUCCAAUAGCAGUUCCUCAUUCAGGAGGCUUCGGCCUUGCAGCUUUGCAGCCAGGUAUUUUAGAUGGCCCAUUGUUGACUGUUUCCUCCCCUCUUCAGCCAAGUCAUUACCUCUGAAGUAACUCAAUCUUUAACUUGUUUACUUCUUUUUCUUUUUGAACAAUCUGGAGGGAGCACAGAGAUGUAAUUAUUUUUAUUUAUUUUCCUAAUUUCUUCUCCAAAACACAAACAAAUAUUGUGGUACGGAGGGAGGGAUCACAGUGAUUUGUGAAUAUGUUAAAGCACUUAACACAAGAAUCAAGAAUCAAGAAUAUGCAUUCCUUUCUAACUUAUUCAA